This is a messenger RNA of Abrus precatorius (Indian licorice), 2243 nucleotides long. Its product is annotated as lysine-specific demethylase JMJ30-like. The transcript has 6 exons. Gene Ontology annotation, molecular function: 2-oxoglutarate-dependent dioxygenase activity. The record is from RefSeq and is a predicted model, not a curated record. Lineage: Eukaryota; Viridiplantae; Streptophyta; Magnoliopsida; Fabales; Fabaceae. Bases 163 to 1419 code for a protein of 418 amino acids.
GCAAUGAUUGAUUAGUAAUAAAUAAUAUAUUAUUUACGUUUGGGCCCAAAGAUACUUAGAAAUAUCUCAAGAAUGCUUCAAAUCUCAAACACUUUUUAAUACGCGCUUAUUACACUUUUUCAUUUGACUUGCCGGAGCUAUCUCACUGCGCCGCCGCAGAACAUGUCGUCAACCACCGCAUCCGGCGGAGACUCUCCCUCUCGCCACCUCGACACGCCGACGCUAGACAGGGAGUACUCGGCGCUGCUCCACGCCAUUUCCGAGCACGGAGGCUAUGCCUACGUCAGCAUGGCGGCGCUAGCUGCCGGGGGUGAAUUUCGCGCGGCGGAGGCGGCGCGCGAGAUGGCGUGGGAGCAGCUGCACUCGGGGCCGUGGCACUCGGUGCUGCCGGUGUGGCGCGACGCGUACUCCAUGGCGUGCCUCCACGUGGCGAAGCACCACUACGGCAACGGCGAGUUCAAAGAGGCUCUAAGGGUUUUGGAUAUGGGAAUCAUCAUGGGAGGGACGCUACUCAGAAGGGAUUUGGACUCUGCCGUUGAGAAAGUGUCCGAAGAAACAAGGAGCGUUAGGGUUUCUGAUUUGGGAAACUCCGAGCAUCGACUCGUUGCUCACGAUUUUGAUGUGAUUGAGGUGCUCCAACUUUUACCUGUCAAGUCCCUUUAUUCUAAGCUUGUGGUGAAGAAGUCCGCGCCAUCAUUGGAAAAAUUCCUCAAAGAUCAUUACCUGUCUGGCUCCCCAGUUGUUAUUAGUGAUUGUAUGGUUCACUGGCCAGCCAAGAUGAAAUGGAAUGAUGUUGAUUACUUGCUAAGAGUUGCUGGUGACCGCACAGUUCCGGUUGAGGUUGGGAAGAACUAUUUAUGUGCAGAGUGGAAGCAAGAGCUAAUUACAUUUUCAGAGUUUCUUCAGCGGCUAAAGUCUGAUGACUGUUCUCCCGGUGGUCCUACAUAUCUAGCUCAGCAUCCAUUAUUUGACCAGAUAAAUGAGCUUCGGAAAGAUAUCUUUAUCCCUGACUAUUGUUUUGCUGGCGGAGGGGAGCUACAAUCUCUCAAUGCUUGGUUUGGUCCAGCUGGAACAGUAACACCAUUACACCAUGAUCCACAUCAUAACAUACUGGCUCAGGUUGUUGGGAAAAAAUACAUUAGGCUUUACUCAUCAUCUUUGUCUGAGGAACUUUUCCCCUACUCUGGUACCAUGCUUUGCAAUUCUAGCCAAAAUUUCUUGUUUUUGAAGGUUGAUUUAGAUGACAUAGAUGAAAGGAAGUUUCCCAAGGUGCAAGACUUGGAAUUUGUAGACUGUAUUCUAGAGGAGGGCGAAAUGUUAUAUAUCCCGCCAAAAUGGUGGCACUAUGUGCGGUCUUUAACUACCAGUUUAUCGGUUAGCUUUUGGUGGAGUGAGGGUGAAAGUUCGGAUGCAUCCUAAUGUUAUAUCAUCUUGAUGUUUACAUUUCAUUCUUUCUUAAUGUCGAACUGUGCAUGUUCUAAGUAACGUUGCUAAUAUCUAUGUGACUGGUCUUUUUACGUCCCAGUGCAGUAGAAUCCUCGUGCUUAAACAUCAUUUUUGGCACUUGCCAUCAUUAAUAAAAUAUAUAUAAAAAGAAAAACGUGCAAUAGAGCUGCUAGGCACAUUUGAUUGUUCUUGACUUUUUUACCCUUCAAUUACUGAUCAUAAAGGUUUUGAAACGCAGUCGCAAACACUAAACUAAUCUGUUAGUACUCUGUUUCUUGUUGACUUCAUUCGUACUGAAAGCUUCUGCAUGCGCGGGAAUGUUUCAUCUGAGUAGGUUGUUUAAGCUGGGGAGUUCAGCUAUAUAAUUAAUUUUCCCCAACCUUCUAUAGUUCUCUGAUAAGACCGUUGGUUUGAUCUAAUGAAUUCGAUAAACGCCAUACUGUAAAGUAACACAAACAAAAUCGGUGGUAUGUCCCCUUCAAUACCAAUAAUUGCUAUUUGCUACUAAACUGUCCUUUUUCCAACACUUAUUCAUAGUAAUUAGAAAAAAAAAAAUCCUUUAUUAGUUAGUCUCUUUAUUAUUCAUGAACACUGCAACUAAUAAGAACUCGUCUAUGUCUAGUAAAAGUUAGUAAAAUAAGCGAAGAGGGUAAUAUUAUCCUUGGGAUUCUUGUGGUCGAAUAUGAGAAAAAUAAGACAAGGUCAGUGAUCAGCCAGAGGUGAAAACAUGUCGGUGCUUUACGUUUUCUCUAUUCUGAACUACAUAAAGUUGAGAACAUUCAUAAUUUUAAUUGCCA